CCGCGCAGGCGGGCGGCGGGCGCGAUGGCCCAGCAGGGGGAGCAGCAGCGCCGCUCCAAGCGGCUGCGGCUGGCGGAGCCGGGCGCCGAGGAGGAGGAUGCCGCGGGGGCCGCGCCGCCCGCCCCGUCGGCCUCGAGCGGGCAGGCGCCGGCGGCGGCUGCCUCAGCGGCGGAGGGCGCGGUGGUGGCCGAGGCGGACGCGGAGCAGCAGGCGGUGGCGCCCGCGGAGGCCGAGGAGCCCGGCAUCACCAGGCUCGAGAGGCUCGCGCAGCCAGUGGACCACAUGGGCGCCGGUCUGUCCAAGGCGGACCUCAAGAGCCUCGUGGAGCACGGCAUCCACUGCGUGGAGACCAUCGCUUUCAUGCCGAUGCGGAAGCUGCUGGACGUCCAGGGCAUCGGAGAGGCGAAGGCCAAGAGGAUAAUGACCGCCGCCAAAAAGCUCGUGCCCAUGCGGAUGGUCAGCGCGGCGGAGAUGCUGGCGAUCAGGAAGAACAUGAUACAGCUCUCCACCGGUUCCGCGCAGCUCGACGGGUUGUUGGAUGGCGGCGUCGAGACGGGGCAGAUCACGGACAUCAACGCUGUUUGGGGGAGGGACACACAACAUUUUAGACAACCCAUUUUGGUUUCGGUAUUUCCCGUUCCUUUUAUUGCUGUCCCCUCGUCUUCCGCUGUUUACCUCACUCCUCGGCUUCACACAUAUUCGACCGCACCGUUCACCUAGCGCUAUGUACUCUCGAGAGUUGGCGGCCAUACGCAGAUACUAGGUGCGCCAAGGUCCUGGGUUGAAUACAUGCACGUUUGUUUUAGUUGCUGCCAACAUUGCGCAGCUCAUAUGUGUCCUGAGCUUUUUUGGGGUCGAGUUGCUGGAAG
Prorocentrum cordatum is the source of this 869-nucleotide messenger RNA. The record is from the annotation of a GenBank genome assembly. NCBI's taxonomy places the organism in Eukaryota, Dinophyceae, Prorocentrales, Prorocentraceae.